Vanrija pseudolonga is the source of this 936-nucleotide messenger RNA. RefSeq lists its product as uncharacterized. Bases 1 to 936 code for a protein of 311 amino acids. The transcript has a single exon. Lineage: Eukaryota; Fungi; Basidiomycota; Tremellomycetes; Trichosporonales; Trichosporonaceae. The record is from RefSeq and is a predicted model, not a curated record.
AUGCCAGUCACUAUCGACUCCAAGACGUACCCGGACAUCAUCGACUGCAUCAUCCGCCAUGCCUGUGUCCCGGUGUUGCUAGCCAUGAGCGCAACAUCCAAGGAGUUCAACGAGCGCAUCAUACGUGGUGGUCGCUUCACCCGCCACGCCCUCGUUGGCGAGACUAUCACGACAGUCGAGACCAGCGCGGUUGAGACGGUGGCGACGCGCCGGCUGGCCCUAGCAGACCGUUACUCGCGUGAACUGUUGCCCUUCGUGCCCAGGGCCAUCGAGAUCCUCGACCUGGCGGGAAGCGAAGAGUUUCUCACUCGCACUCGGUGCGCACUGUUCAGGAACGUCAAGAUCAUACGGCGGAAGCGCGGCGCGUGGUCUAGGAAGUGUAUCGACGACUUUCCUCAACUCGACACUCUGGUCGAUUUCAUCGAUCUAUGCAACCUGACAGACAGGCACUACCCUGUCAUCCAUGUUCCUACAACACACCAGCCUGGUGUCUUUGUGACCAACAUCCAGUAUUCCCCCGACGUCGUCAUGCGAGACGGCCUGACGUUCGAGGGCAAUACAGACGGCGGAAUCUACGCUAUCGAGCUCGAUCCUACCAUCGGCCGGGCGGGCCAGCCUUAUGAUAUCCUCUACCCCUUGCUAUCUUCAAUCCUAGCGAAAUGGCAGGGGAAGACAGCGCUGUCGAUCAUCAUCUCUGGCAUGUUAAAGGUCGCUAAAGACAACCGGGAGCUAGGCGUCCACCACCUCGUCGACAACUUGAGGGCGUACGUUGAAGUCCGUACCCUCCACAGCGGGACGCCGGUGGAAAAAUCUCCGCUGUGGUGGAGGCAUCCCGCCCUCGUCAGCAAGGUAACGCGUUCCAUUCGCUUUGUGACGAGUUUCUAUUGGUGUCUCGAGUUGGGAGACAGGGCACAUGUGCACUGUCUAUGGCACUAG